Papaver somniferum (opium poppy) is the source of this 7318-nucleotide messenger RNA. RefSeq lists its product as uncharacterized. Lineage: Eukaryota; Viridiplantae; Streptophyta; Magnoliopsida; Ranunculales; Papaveraceae. The transcript has 2 exons. Bases 4378 to 5685 code for a protein of 435 amino acids. The record is from RefSeq and is a predicted model, not a curated record.
UUAAAGUAUAAACUUUGCUUAACACUUGACUUAAUAUGAUCCUUUAGAGAGAAUCAAACGAGUUAUACAGCUAGUUCAAUUUAUUGCUAAAGGGUUGACUAAAAGGAUCCGAAAAUCGGGCGAAAACUGAGUCGACACAGUCUCCCUCCGAUUCACAAAUUAUCCAAUCAAUCUUGACAUAUCCAGUGUCGAUUUGUUAAUUAAUCAAGCUUUUUAUUCUCGGAUCUAUAGAUUAAUCUUCUAUAGUCCUCAUUUAUACCCACCAAUUUCUACCAAAAUCCCUAUUUCCUUGUUAAAUCCAAAACAAAUGUGUUCUUGAAUGACAUUUGAAUAAUCUUUCUUCCUUACCUGGGUAUUCAUUUUCAUUUUUUCUUUUGCCGCUAUGUUGACCUCCUUCUAUUCGAUUCAUCAUCUCCCUCCCUCUUCCCAUCAAAUCGUGGCCUCCAAAAACCCAUUUUUUGAUCCUGCUCAAUACCGUUAAUCCCUCUCUUUAGCCCUGUUUGCUGGUUUGUAUUAUGAAUCCCUUUGAACCGAGACAGCUUCACAAACCCCAAUCCACCCAAUCACCAUUCAAAGUAACUCUUAAAUCAUACUUGUGGUUUUUGAGUCUUGUUAUUUAUGAGUUAAUGAAUCGGUAUCUAAAUAGUUGGUGCAACAACCAAAUAAUCAUUUCCUCUAGCUCUCAACCAUUUCAGAGCUCUGAUUGUAAAAAAGACAAUGAAUCAAAGAUGAUGGAGCAAAGAAGUGAGAAACGGGAAGUUAAAAAUGAUGAUACAGGAAAAUUAGUUAAAGAGUUAAAGAAGAACUAUGAGAUGGCAGUUGGAAAACAAGUAAAAGAAGGAUGUUUUCUAGAUUCUCCACCUGAUACAGAAGCAAAAAACUCCCUACUUUGGUUGAGAGAAAACAACAUAAGUUCAGUUGCUACUUACCCUAGGAGACAAAAGACGAUGAUGGAAAAUCUUUGUGGCCCAUCUCCAAUUCCAAGUUUUAGAGUCUAUGUCAGAUAUGAUGAACAAUGGAUUGGAAAACAUGUUUUAAGAAAAAGGCUAGCUGAAUCAGCCCAGGAAGAAGAACCAGCAUGGAAGAUUCUCAAGUUUAGUACUGAUUAAGAGAAAUUGGAAGAAGGAGAUGUCAAUAACCCCUGCGGCUGGAAUGUUCUCUACAACCCAAGUGAAACCUCAAAUAAGAUCAACCUCCCACAUCACUGACCUGACUACAAAAGCCUUCCAUCUAGAAAGUUCCCUGAACCCUUUAAAUCCCAAAGCCACAAUCAAGAAAUGAAAAAUUCAAAAUCAAUCUACAUAUCAAGACCCUCGAUUGUAACCAGUGGCGUCAACAUAGAGAAAAUGAAGAUGAAUGUCCUCAAGAACAGCAAUAAGAAGAAAGGAAAAAGGUGGGGGAAUAUCGUUAGGCCCUACACAACUAUUAAUGGGGGAGCAAGCUCGUUCAAGGAUAACCAGGUAAGCCUAAAUCUUACAAAUUUUCUUUAUACUCGUCCGAUUAUAGUUGAUUUCAAGGAAUUGAUUAGGUGUGCUCAAAACAUAAACUGCACAUCCUCAAUACACACAAUUACAAGAUAUGUCACUUUUGUUAUGCUUGGAAUAGCACAUAGCCAUCUAAAUGAUCUUUGCAAACUAGUUCCCCUCACCAGUCCAGUUACCCGGAAUUUCUCCCUCACCUUCUUGUUGUGGAGGGUCAAUACAAAAUUUUUCUUUAUGGCCCUAAGUGUCUUAGCCUGGAACUGACAGGGCUUAGGAAAAUCAUCAACCCAAUCUCGCCUGAAGAAACUUAUCUCGGAACAUACCCCAGAUAUCUUAUUUCUCCAAGAAACAAAGAAUCAUGAAACCACUAUCAAUCCUCUCAUCAAAAACCUCAAAUUCUCCAACAUGGUUAUCAUAAAUCCAACGGGGAUAAUAGGUACUACAGGAGGGCUUGUCUUAGCUUGGUCUAGUAAAAUAUUCCAAUAGCCAGAAAGAUACUCUAGUUACGUGCAAAAAAAAAGUAAACAAUCCUGGAUGUUCUCGGGAGUUUAUGGUUGUCCUUACAAAAUCAAGAAACAUGUUAGCUGGGAAUAUUUUAAAAACCUAACCAAAAAUGUGGAAAUACCCUGGUUAAUAGCUGGAGACCUCAACUUUCACCCUUUUGAGUUCUGAGAAAAGAGGAGGUCCCCCUGACCAAAAUGAAAUCACCUUUUUCUGCAAUAUGAUUGAUUCUGCUGACCUAGUACUCCUAGGUUUUGUGGGAUAUAAAUUACACAUGGUUGUAGACACCCCAAUUUUGCACGGUCACGAAAGUAUGCCGCGAGAUAGUAUCCCAAAUGGUCAUAGGUGUCAUAAUCCUGCUAGCCCAAAAUGAUUGUUAGGAGUUAGAGACCCAAAUAGUAAAAGUCCUAACUAAAAGCCACAUGUACGCUGCAGAACUAGAGCAUCCAACUUUAGCCAAGUGUUUUUUUUUCUUUUUUUUGCCGCAAACGGACAACAGGUUCAUUUCAUAAACCAUGCACCCAUUAAUACCCGAGGUCCACCACCCCACUAGAGCUAGACGUCCAAGUUCAAGGUGUUGACACCAAUAUAGGAACCGAGUAACCAAAAUGAGUUAGUCGCCCAACCAAAAGUAAUAUGUUGACAUCCCGUUUAGCUUUGUUCCCAAGUCUUUCCAUGUUAACAAAAAUCCUAAUUCCUAAGAUUAAAUGAUAUAUUUUACAAUUAUGGUAAAUGAAAUAAAAUAACUUUUAAUAUAUGAAAUAAUAUUUGUUAAUUUGGAAAUGAUAUUUAGAUUUUUAAUGUGAGCGGUCCAAUCAAAGUCAAUCAAUUCUAUGAUUAUGGUUAACGGAGAAACAAUAUAUAGGGAGUUAGUUUUGGUGUUUAAGGGGGCUUUGAAAAAGAUUGAGGAGAGAAAUUUCGGUAAAAAUAAAGAGAAACAAGUUUUAGGAGAGAAAAUUGCUAGAGAAACAAGAGGCGUCAUUUGAUUCAAUUGGAGUCUCGGAUACGGUUUUGCGGCAGCUGCAUUAUCGUUGGCUUUCUUUUAUUAAUCUAAGUAACAUUAUAAAUAUCACGGAGCGAUAACAGGUUUGCGCAUUUUUCAUAAGCUUCUUGUUCUCAAUACUGUUGAAUGAAUAAAAAUUGCGUAAUGAUAAUGAACCAGGUUUAAUAUUUGGGUGCAACAUAUUUAAAGCUCACCAGCAUUAUUGUUUUGUCCUUACUUGCUUUGUUCUUUCUUGUUUUGUCCAUGCACAUUAGUAGAAGUGUAGAACUCAUGAGCAUUAGUGGUUUAGGCAUACGCAACUUUCAUGGAUUUUCGUUACUAUGAAUCAUUCUCUGUUAGCUAUUUCGUCUUAAUUGGUUAAUUAUAAUAAUAGUGUUUUGGAUAAUAAUAUUAAUAAUAGUUGUCAUCAUAUUUGCACAGCUAGGAUUAAUUCAUCAUAUUUGCAUAGCUAGGAUAAUUUUUAUUAAUAGAUUGAGAUGAUAAUAAUGAUUUUUGAAUAAUAAUAAUUGUAUCUCACGUUUUAUAAUAAUAAUAAUAAUUUGUGACCAUUUUUCAUAAUAAAAAUAAUAUUAAUUGUGUCUUUGUUUGUGAGAUCAGGUUUUUGCCGUUGGAUAGAUUGUUAAUUUGAACACCGGAAGACAGUUAUUAAAUUUUGCAUGAAUUUAUUAUUUAUAUUUUAUUUAAGUCAAAACCUUAAAUAUCCCGAUUAUAAAGUAGAGGCCAAGUUUCGGUUUGGACGGGCUAGGUGCCUCACACCUUCCUAACUCGUAUCUUGAUUCCCGGAUUCUUUCUCUGUUUUCUGGACCAGUGUUUCUUUUGGGUCCCAACUCCCUAAGUUGGGUGGCGACUUCCCUUAAUAAUAAUUUCCACGUGUAUUGCCAUUUAGAUAUUUUAGAGAUCCUAACCGAUUUCGAAGGUAUCUACAGUGGCAACUCUGCUAGGGAUUUUGAGAAUCUAACUUGAAACAUAAUUGGGAUUUUAGGGAUUUGAUUGGACACUACUCGGUGUUGCACACACACACACACUGCACGCACCCAUUCACCUUGCAUUUUCAUUUUGCAUCGUCCGAGUCCGAAUCUUAGGAAAAUCCGUGGUUAGUAAAGCUGCCUUUGGGCGUUAUCAGUCGAACACCACAAGCCUUAGCCCAGUACUAAAGACUAGCCUUUGGCUACGUCUGCGGUAUAUUUUGCUAAGGUAUCCCAAGCCUACCCAAGAGUUAGUAAAACCUGCAUGCACGUGCAUUAACUGCAUUCAUUAGUGCACAAAAUCCGAGGCAUAAGCACCCUUGUGUUACCAUAUAUUUUUUUGUUUCCUUUGAAACAUGAACAUGACUAUAGAAUCCGAAAUGAAGACACUGGGGCAUUGUCAUGGUUGCGCGAACAAAUCCAAAAGAUGUUGGAUACCAAGUUCACAGAAUUGGAAGUCGAGACCAAGAAGUUUACUCUCGAGGCCAUUGCUGAGACUCUAGGAAAAAAUCAUGGGUCUGGAAUGGGUGACAAUGAUAGAAUUAAUGGCGAUAAAGUCAAAGAGGAAAAUUUUGUAGAAUUGGGAGAAACCACUGCACGUGAACAACAAUUAUCACGGAGGCUCAAAGAGGUUGAAAGGACCUUACAGAAAAUUGAUGGGAGUACAGUAGAUAUACAUGGGCUAUAUCCUUAUCCCAGUAUUCGUUUACCUCCUGACUUUAAAUUCCCAGAUACGGACAUAUAUGAUGGAACUGGGUGCCCGAGAACACAUAUUCGUAUGUAUGUUGGGUACUUGAAGCCACUGGGUAUUAAUGAUGGGUUGUUAGUCCAAUUGUUCCAAAGGAGUUUGACUGGAACGGCCUUGAAGUGGUUGAUGAAGACAGACCCAAGUCUAGUUUCGAAUUGGCAGGAUAUGGUGGAUAUGUUUGUGAGACGGUUUAUGUUGGUCCCUGAAAUUCAGUUUACUCGGAAACACUUAGAGGCGGUCAGACAAGAACCCAAUGAGGCAUUAACAAAAUUCUUUCCACGUUGGAGGACCAAGUCAUUAGAGAUCGAUGAGAUAUUAACCGAACAAGAGAUGGUAGAUAUUAUAGUGAACUGUUUGAACCAUGAAUAUUGGAACCGGCUGAUAUCGUCUUACCAUCCAACAUUACACUCUUUAUGGAAGGCGGGUUCACAAAUUCAAAAUGCAUUGGACACGGGCAGAAUGAUAAGGUUGACCAAUCCGGAGAACUCUAAUGGGAAUAAUAAUGGAGGAACCACAUUUAUGGACGAAAAUCAAGUGAAUACCAUGACAGUUGUGUCAGUAAUUGCAGUACCUGGAGGACCACACCAGGGGCAGAGCCAGAACUGGAAUCAGGGAAGAUAUGGACGUCCUCAGAGGAAUUUUGCAGAGGAAAAGCACCCAUUAACUUAUCAUAAAAAGGAACCCGAGGUCGAUUUUGUUUUGGCAGAAAAUGAAACAAAUUUAGCCGACUCAAUCUACAAGAAAGAAACUGCGGUGAAUCGGCCCGUCCACAUCAGUGAACUGUUCACGGAUCAGGUACAAACUGUGAACUCAUUUAAGUCAACAACUAAUCGUCCUGUUGUUUUGUCUGAAUUAAUGGCAGAUUAUUAUGGAGUCGAGCAACCGAAGAACGUGCCAAAUUCCAACGGAUUCCCAGCAGAGCAUGUGCAUAUCUCUGACCUUCUACCAAAGCAGAACGCACCUGUUAGGCAUGUGCAUAUUUCAUAGAUCUUGUCUUAUCCCGUUCAACCAUCAGUGAGUCCAGUUUACCUCUCAGAUAUCUUGCCUGCUGAUUCAGUACAUGCAACAAAUCAAUCUUCAUCUACAAGGUGGAAUCCGUUCAAAAGUGAGGGUGGUGAUGAAGUUCAAAAUGUAGCAAGAAGCAGACCCAUUUACAUGCCACCUCAUCUCAGGGAUAAAAAUACAAUUCCUCCUACACAACCAUCAGCCGGGUCGAAGUCUACAAGACGAGAGGAUGAACGAAAAGUGGUAAGAACAAAUAGAGGCUCAAUCAGGUAAGUCUCUAACUCAUUCUGUUCAAUCAAUCAGACCGAUUAAGGGUAAUCACCUGAAUUUGUAAAUAAGUCGUCUUUUAUUUCCAAUUUUCAAAAUAUUUCAAAAAGUCCAAAAAAAAUUUAAAAACUAAAAACCAAAAAAAAAUUGUUUGCAGGUUGGAAAAUAAUAUACUUGGUAUAAAUAAAGUGUUUGAGAACACUGACAAGCCAUGGGGACUGUGGAACCACCAAAAAUAAAAACCUGAACCGGCUAAAGAAGUAAAGUUUGUCAAUCAAAAUAAGGAAAAUCAACCUUUAAGGGAACCUCAGAGAAAGAAGAUGAAUACGACCGAAAUGUGGAUACAAUGCAAGAAUGUGCCAAGACAAAAGAUAGAAGUAGUGAAUUUAGUAGAAAAGAAACCACUACAGUUAAGACCACAAUGGAUGUUGAAGACCUGUGAUAAGAAAGAAGUGAGAUUCAAAACACAUGAAGAUGAGAUUUUUCUACUAAAUAAGAGCAAGACGACGAAUCCACUACUUGAGGAAAUGGUAUCUUACAAGGACGUGUUAUUAAAUUUGAAAAAUGAUGGAGCAGCUUAUCAAAAGUGAAAGAACGAUUUUCCCUGCAUAAAGGAAGUGAAUGAUCAGAAGACAAUAAAUAAUAAUCGGAGCAUAAGGUUCAAGGAAACAAUUAAUCAGAAGGUAAUGAAUAAUUUUCCCAGCACAAAGUUCAAGAAAGAUAUCAAUCAGAAGAUAAUGAAUAAUUUUCCCAGUACAAAGUUCAAGAAAGAUUUUAAUCAGAAGACAACAAAUGAUUUUCCCAGAAAAAGGUUCAAGAACGCAAUUAAUCACAAGGAAAUAAAUGAUUUUUCUAGCAUGAGGUUCAAGAAAGCUAAUAAUCAGAAGACAAUGAAUGAUUUUCUGAGUAUAAGGUUCACGAAUGCAGUUAAUCAGAAGGUCAUGAAUGAUUUUUCAGAUACAUGGUUCAGGAAGAUGGAGAAAGAAGAAUUUCGGGAAGAUUUGAGAAUCAUACAGAAUAGAAGAAUUGUUCAACCAUUUGAUCGGGGCAGCCAACAUGAUCCAGGCCCGACAAGUGUUACUCGACCCAAGAAAUACCAUACCUAGGUAAGUGCUCAAAUCUAUCUAAGGGCGACAAAUGCUCAUAAAACUGAAGGAGUUUUUUUAGAGGUCCAAUAUCUCUCUCAUAAUGUCAUAGUCUAGGGGCAGAGUCGUCAUCAUGUUUUGGCCCCUUUAGUCAGUCGGUCAAAAAAAUAUUAGGGGCAGAGUCGUCAUAUGUUAAGCCCUUGUCCAAAAGAAUUAUUAUUUUCAGUUUUAUAGUGUCAAAAAAAAGUCUACUAAGGGCAGAA